Messenger RNA from Erinaceus europaeus (western European hedgehog), 1281 nucleotides. It is a transcript of the gene MRPS15, whose product is annotated as mitochondrial ribosomal protein S15. The transcript has 9 exons. Gene Ontology annotation, cellular component: ribosome. Gene Ontology annotation, biological process: translation. Bases 91 to 864 code for a protein of 257 amino acids. Lineage: Eukaryota; Metazoa; Chordata; Mammalia; Eulipotyphla; Erinaceidae. Gene Ontology annotation, molecular function: structural constituent of ribosome. The record is from RefSeq and is a predicted model, not a curated record.
CUGAGCCAGCAUGGCGGCGCCCUUGUGACUCAGUCCGUGUCCAAAGACUGUGGCAUCGAGGGUCGCUGGUCUCGCGAGUUAAAAGGCACCAUGCUGAGGACGGCGUGGAGGGCGCUGAGCUUCAUUCGCGCCCCUGCGCCGACUCCGGCUCCAGUGCUGAGGCUGCCUGGCGGGGGAUGCGGCGGACUUCCCUCCCACCUGCAGGGCCUUCCCUCUCCAACUGGAGGUCUCAUCCUCCAGGUUGCCCGCGGAUGUGCCACCCAGAAACCAGUAAAAUUCAGUGAAGAAGACAUUCCCCUUUCCACACUGAUCAAAGACUACCAGAACAUCCCUGCAGUUGAGAAGGUUGAUGAUGUUGUAAGAAGACUCUUGUCUUUGGAAAUGGCCAGCAAGAAGGAGAAGCUAAAAAUCCAGAAAGACUUGUUGAUGAACAAGAUCGUGGCAAACCCUGAGGACACCAGGUCCCUGGAGGCUCGAAUUAUUGCCUUGACUGUCAAGAUCCAAAGUUAUGAAGAACACAUGCAGAAACAUCGAAAGGACAAAGCUCAUAAGCGCUAUCUGCUGAUGACUAUUGACCAGAGGAAAAAGUUGCUCAAAAAUCUCCGUAAAACCAAUUAUGAUGUCUUUGACAAGACGUGCAAGGAGCUGGGGAUUGAGUACACCAUACCCCCUCUGUACUGUCGAAAGCCCCACCGCCGCUCGUUGGCCAAGAAGACUCUGUGCAUUCAGGUUUACCAGGAGGCUCAGAAGUUGAAGAAGCAAAAAGCCUUAAAAGCUGCAAAAGCAGCAGCAGCAGCAGCAGACCAGACGAACCCAGAAAGCCCUUCUAAAACAGAACCAGAAAUGAUCAAAGAAAACCAAUAAAUGCCCAUGUACAGUGGGGGAGCAAUCACAGAAGCCAGACCUUCUACCUUCUGCACCCCAUAGUGACCCUGGGUCCAUACUCCCACAGGGUUAAAUAAUAGAAAAGCUAUCGGGAGGGGACGGGAUACGGAGCUCUGGUGGUGGGAAUUGUGACCCUCUUAUCCUAUGGUUCUAUCAGUGUUUCCACUUUAUAAAUAAAUUAGUUAAAGAAAGCAAGCAAGCCAAUAAAUUCUGUUAAAGUGAACCAGGAGGCAGCUUACCCAGUAAAGCAUGUACUUUACCAUGUGCAAGAGCCUGGUGCUGAGCUCUGGCACAGUAGCAGCACUAUCACACCAGAGGGAGCUCCGUGUUGAUACAGAUAUGUCUCCUUCUUUGUCUCUCUCUGCCUAUUUGAAAUAAAAAGAAUGGGAAAAAUCA